AUGCAAUUGCCGCAAUUGCCGCAAGAGGUUGCUGUGUGUCCAGAGUUGAAUACCUUUGCUCACGACACCAACGGGCAGACAGUUACGGGGGAACUGGAUUUUUACAUUGCUGGCAAUUUGCAUUGGGCUGUUGAGCUUUUGAGAAACGGGGACAAGAUCAACGAACACGAAAAACUCUUUGAUCCGAAUAACGGGAAAUAUCGUUCGGUUGGGCACAAGGCUCACAUCAUCGUGGACUGCAGAGGACCUCGUGGGAGUAAAAAAGUGAAAUCCAUGCACGAACAUUGUACUCUCUACUUUUCCACAAACUUUGAGUCGGUGGAAAUCAAAAUGCGAGAGCGCCCUCUUUUGAAGAAGAACCUAAGAGAUUGA
Messenger RNA from Seminavis robusta, 372 nucleotides. Lineage: Eukaryota; Bacillariophyta; Bacillariophyceae; Naviculales; Naviculaceae. The record is from the annotation of a GenBank genome assembly.